This is a messenger RNA of Leptosomus discolor (cuckoo roller), 3770 nucleotides long. The record is from RefSeq and is a predicted model, not a curated record. NCBI's taxonomy places the organism in Eukaryota, Metazoa, Chordata, Aves, Leptosomiformes, Leptosomidae.
UUUCACUGAUGGAGAUGAAACCUCCUAUUUCCCGAGCAAAAAUGAUUCUCAUCACAAAGGCUGCCAUUAAAGCUAUUAAGCUCUACAAGCAUGUUGUCCAGAUUGUAGAGAAGUUUAUCAAAAAGUGCAAACCGGAAUACAAAGUCCCUGGAUUGUAUGUUAUUGACUCUAUUGUUCGUCAGUCCCGUCACCAGUUUGGAACAGACAAAGAUGUUUUUGGGCCAAGAUUCUCUAAAAAUAUUACUGCCACAUUCCAGUAUUUGUAUCUCUGUCCAUCUGAAGACAAGAGUAAAAUAGUGCGUGUCCUGAACCUUUGGCAGAAAAAUGGAGUAUUUAAAAUUGAAAUAAUUCAGCCUCUUCUGGAUAUGGCAGCAGGAACUAGUGCCACAGCACCAAUGACAGAAAAUGCUACUAAUAAUGAAGGCUCGCCGCCCCCUCCAGCGAAGGUUCCUUCAGAGCCCCCUCAAGUUACUGCUAACUCAGUACCUACUGUGCCACAGUUGCCCAGUUCUGAUGCCUUUGCAGCUGUAGCUCAGUUGUUUCAAACAACGCAAGGACAACAGCUUCAACAAAUUCUUCAGACUUUUCAACAGCCUCAAAAACCCCAGUCACCUGUCAUAGAUAACACUGUGAUGGCUCAGGUUCAAGCUAUUACUGCUCAGUUGAAAACUACAGCAGCACAACCGCCAGAACAAAAAGCUGCUUUCCCACCACCUGAGCAAAAAACAUCGUUUGACAAAAAGCUGCUAGAUCGGUUUGACUAUGAUGAUGAGCCGGAAGCAGUAGAAGAUUCAAAGAAAGAAGAUUCAGCUCCUUCUCCUUCAGUUUCGCAGCCAGCUUUGACCUCUCUUUCAUUCAGUGCACAGGCUGGAUGGUGCUCAAUACCUGGUGGAUUUCCAGGAGAAGCUAUACAACAGCCAGUAUUUCCUCAGCUUCCAAAUAUGGAUCCUUUUCAACAGCGGAUGAUGGGAAUACAACAGGAUCAAAUGCGUCACCAGGUUCCGCUUCCUCCUAAUGGACAAAUGCCAGGUUUUGGUCUCCUGCCUACUCCGCAGUUUCCACCUAUAGCUCAGCCUGUGAUUCCACCAACAGCACCUGUGCAGCAAACUUUUCAGUCUCCUUUUCCAGUACAGAGUGAAUCACACAUGCAAAAACCACAUCAGCAGGAUAUGGAAGUGGAACAGCCACCUAUUCAAGAGGGAAAACGGCAUGUUUCUGACAACAGAAAGUCAAGAUCUAGAUCUGCGUCAAGGUCACCUAAAAGGAGACGUUCAAGAUCUGGCUCUCGAUCUCGAAGGUCACGUCAUCGUCGAUCUCGAUCUCGGUCCAGGGAUAGACGCCGACACUCUCCUAAGUCUCGGUCACAAGAAAGACGUGAACGUGAGAGGGAGAGAGAACGCAGGUCAAAAGGUCUUCCUCAGAUCAAGUCAGAAACUGUUAGUGUUUGUAGUACUACACUCUGGGUAGGACAACUUGACAAAAGGACAACUCAACAAGAUGUUGGAAGUCUUUUGGAGGAGUUUGGCCCAAUUGAAUCAAUAAAUAUGAUACCGCCUCGAGGAUGUGCCUAUAUUGUAAUGGUUCACAGACAAGAUGCAUACCGUGCCCUACAAAAACUGAGCCGAGGAAACUUCAAAGUCAAUCAGAAAUCUAUAAAGAUUGCAUGGGCUUUGAAUAAAGGAAUAAAGCCAGAUUACAAGCAGUAUUGGGAUGUAGAAUUAGGUGUUACUUACAUACCAUGGGACAAAGUGAAACCUGAAGACCUUGAAAGUUUCUGUGAAGGAGGAAUGUUGGACAAUGAAACUCUUAGUCCAGAGUGGAAGGGGAUUCCCAAGAAGUCUGAAAAUGAAGUAGCUCAAAAUGGAGGUGCAGAAGCUACACAUAAUGAACCAGUGUCGCCUAUACCUAAAGCUUUACCUGUUCCAAUUCCCGUUCCCAUGCCUGCGCCAAUAACAGUACCUCCUCCCCAGGUUCCACCGCAUCCAUCAGGUCCUCCGGUGGUUGGUGCACUCCAACCACCAGCUUUCACGGCACCUUUAGGAAUCCCACCUCCUGGAUUUGCUCCUGGAGUGCCACCACCGCCGCCGCCUCCAUUUUUACGACCUGGGUUCAACCCAAUGCAUUUACCCCCAGGCUUUCUUCCUCCUGGACCACCACCACCUAUAACUCCUCCAGUAUCUGUUCCUCACACUCCGGCAGUAAACAUCCCAAAUUCUACAGCAACUGGUGUGAAUGAAGACACUACGAAAGAUUCGUCUGUAGGAAAUCCCAUCCCAACAGUGGUUUCUGGAUCCAGAGGGAAUGCUGAAACUACUGAUAGUUCCAAAAUAUAUGGGACUGUUCCACCUCCUGUAGCACCUACUAAUGUUCCUGCUCCUGUCACCCAAGCUAUUCCACUUCUUGCUUACUGUAUCCGCCGCCUCGUCUGCGCCUUGGACAUGUCGUUGGUGGCCAGUUCAGAUCUGAAGCAUUUUAGCCAGAUACGGCACUCAAGUGCAGCGGUUUCCCUUGAUGCCGCCGCGACACAUGCCUCCCCACAUGAUGCACAGAGGGCCCCCGCCGGGGCCAGGGAGCUUUGGGAUGCCUCCCCCCCACGGAAUGAAAACCCCCUUCCCGCCUCCAGGUCACUUUGUGAGACCGGGGGGGAUGCCGGGAAGCGGGGGGCCAGGCGGACCCGAGGAUACCAGAGACGGGAGGCAGUUCAGGCCUUGAUGCCGCCGCGACACAUGCCUCCCCACAUGAUGCACAGAGGGCCCCCGCCGGGGCCAGGGAGCUUUGGGAUGCCUCCCCCCCACGGAAUGAAAACCCCCUUCCCGCCUCCAGGUCACUUUGUGAGACCGGGGGGGAUGCCGGGAAGCGGGGGGCCAGGCGGACCCGAGGAUACCAGAGACGGGAGGCAGUUCAGGAAUGACAGGCAGACGUUCACGCCUAACAGAGACCAGGAGAGGUUUGGAAGGAGGUCUUUUGGAAAUCGGGUAGAGAACGAUCGCGAGCGCUACGGUAACCGCAACGAUGACAGAGAUCACGAGCGGCUGGGUAAUCGCGACAGGCGAGACUGGGGACGAAGAAGCCCCGAACGCGAUAGACACAGAGACUUGGAGGACAGAAACAGGCGGUCCAGUGGCCACCGAGACAGAGAUUCGAGAGAUAGGGAGUCCCGUAGAGACAAGGAAGAGAGUCGAGGAAAGGAGAAAGCGGAGAUGACAGACAGGGCCGAUGGCGACAAAAACCACGAGUCUCACAGCGGCAAAAUGGAAGACGCAGACGUUGUUUCAGAACUUGCUGCGGGAGAGUCUGACCCUACGGGCGUAAAACCUGUUGAAGAGUUAACAUCCGAGGCUACCUCAUCUGUGGAACAGGCGGACAAGGAGAUGGGCUCAGUGGCGGAGGCUCCUCGCUAGCGACUGGAAGUCGUCGAAAGAUGACAGUGACAUUUGUUGGAGUGUAGAGCUUUAGAGUUGUACAGUCUGCUGUAUGAUAUUUGCUUCUGCUUCUAUCACAGCCCCGCAGUAGUUGGUGGGGAAUUGUAAGCAAUUUGAUUGCUUCCCUUCUAUUUAAAAUAGCCACAACAUAACAUGAAAUACUGAAGAUAUGAUUAAAAUAUUACCCAUUUUUGCUGUAACUUUUUUAAAGUUUUGACUUUAAAAAGUUUACAAAUCAGAAGUAGAAGUGCUUUCUAUUUUUUUUUUUUUAAUUUAAGAAAAGGUAACGGUGAAAGCUCCUCAAAACAAUAGGGAUGUGUUUUUAAUAAACUCUAUUUUCGUAACAAA